Molecule: messenger RNA, 1115 nt
Organism: Salvia miltiorrhiza (redroot sage)
Lineage: Eukaryota; Viridiplantae; Streptophyta; Magnoliopsida; Lamiales; Lamiaceae
Product: zinc finger protein CO3
Exons: 3
Coding region: 215-898 (227 amino acids)
Biological process (GO): regulation of flower development
Cellular component (GO): nucleus
Molecular function (GO): protein binding
Source: RefSeq, a predicted model, not a curated record
AUGGAAAACGAGUCCCCUAUUAAGUUGAUGUUAGUCAUUGUCGAUGAAAAUACAAAUACUCGAUGCUAGUGCAGUGAUACAUUUGCAAGUCAACGCCAUCCCCAAUCGAUGACGUCACCGUCCACGUCACCCUCCCCCCUUAUAAGAAGUGUGUAUUGCUAUUGCCGUUGCUUUCUAUCAAACCUCCCUCUCUCUCUCCCAAAACCAAAUUAACAUGUUCGGCCACAAACUCCCUUACGACUACACGUCCGACUUCCAGAGCCAGUUCCCGCUCCCCGACGCGGCGGCGCAGCCAUUCCCGCCGCCUCCACUCUUCAUACCCAUCCCGGGCGCCGAGCACGACUCGCUAUCCGCAUUGAGGUCGGAGAUCGGAUACACCAGCAGCGGCUGCAGCAGCUAUGGCGGCUCCCCCACCUCUUACAGCCCCACCCUCAUUCACCGGAGCAUCUCUCUUCACAGAAACAUGGACGCCUACUCCGCCAUCAACUCCGCUCCCUACUGCGACUGCGACACCACCUCUGUCAGGAAGGUGCUCAGCACCGGCGAUUUGCAGGGAUCGCAACAACAACAACAACAGAAUCAAAGAUCGUUGGUGAGCGAGAGCAGUAUCAUAGAGAGCAUGAGUAGAGCUAGUCCUUAUAGUCCGGAGGAGAAGAAAGAGAGAAUCGAGAGAUACAGAAGCAAGAGGAAUCUUAGGAAUUUCAACAAGAAGAUUAAGUACGAAUGCAGGAAGACAUUAGCAGACAGCCGGCCACGAAUAAGGGGCAGAUUCGCUAGGAACGACGAAAUAGACAAGCCACCUCAGACUCAAUGGGAACAACAUAACCAAGACGACGACGAGGAUGAUGAUAACUGGAUCAAUUUUCUUGAUUCAUUUUCCGCCAAUCUCAUUCCCUAAUUUUUUUUAUUAAUAAACUAUUUCAGAGGUUGUUAGAGAUUCUUCUUUCAUAAUUUCAUGAAAUGUCAGUGUUUUGAUUGUUUCAGUUUCUUAGAAAACAAAGGAAGUUUGCUAGAUGCAUGGUCCAAUACUUAUUGCAUAACAGAAGAAUCUCAUGUAAGACUGUUUAAUUAGCCAAGACGAAUGAAAUAGUAUUUCAUUAGAAACAUAAGUUUGA